CAGAAACGCAGACGCCCAUAUUGUGUUUAAUCUCAUCCAGCAUAUACGAACAAAAUGUCAACCUCAAAAGACAAAUCCAAGGACAAGGUCCACAAGCUCUCCAUCAAAGGAUCUUCGAAGCUUGUGGCUGAAUUCUUUGAAUACUCGAUCAACUCAAUUCUUUUCCAACGAGGGGUGUAUCCUCCUGAGGAUUUCACAACUGUCAAGAAAUAUGGAUUGAACAUGCUCGUUACCGCCGAUGACCAGGUGAAAGCGUACAUCAAGAAGAUUAUGUCUCAAUUGAACAAGUGGAUGCUGGGCGGCAAAAUUUCCAAGUUGGUUGUGGUUAUUACAGACAAGGAAACUGGGGAGCAUGUGGAACGGUGGCAGUUUGAUGUGCAAAUAUUCGGGAAGCAAAAGAGUCAAUCAACCCGGAAGUCGGGCGAUAAAGAGAACGAUACGCCGGGGGAUGUCGGCCAGCCCGAAACAGUGGAGAAAACCGAAAAGCAGAUUCAAGAAGAGAUCCAAGCCAUUUUCCGCCAAAUCACUGCUUCCGUCACGUUCCUUCCUGUCUUGGAUGGAGACUGCACAUUUAACGUCUUGGUUUAUGCGGAUGCAGACUCCGAUGUUCCUGUUGAAUGGGGUGACAGUGACGCCAAAGACAUCAAGAACCCUGAGAAAGUCCAGCUCAGGAGUUUCAGCACAAAUAACCAUCGUGUGGAAACCAUGGUCAGCUACCGCCUAGCUGAUUAG
Molecule: messenger RNA, 732 nt
Organism: Aspergillus nidulans FGSC A4
Lineage: Eukaryota; Fungi; Ascomycota; Eurotiomycetes; Eurotiales; Aspergillaceae
Product: spindle checkpoint protein MAD2
Exons: 7
Coding region: 55-732 (225 amino acids)
Biological process (GO): mitotic spindle assembly checkpoint signaling; meiotic spindle assembly checkpoint signaling; meiosis I spindle assembly checkpoint signaling
Cellular component (GO): mitotic spindle pole body; mitotic spindle microtubule; nuclear periphery
Molecular function (GO): anaphase-promoting complex binding
Source: RefSeq, a predicted model, not a curated record